Molecule: messenger RNA, 3612 nt
Organism: Brassica napus (rape)
Lineage: Eukaryota; Viridiplantae; Streptophyta; Magnoliopsida; Brassicales; Brassicaceae
Product: N-terminal acetyltransferase A complex auxiliary subunit NAA15-like
Exons: 27
Coding region: 865-3417 (850 amino acids)
Biological process (GO): N-terminal peptidyl-methionine acetylation
Cellular component (GO): cytoplasm
Molecular function (GO): protein-N-terminal amino-acid acetyltransferase activity; protein binding
Source: RefSeq, a predicted model, not a curated record
CUGAAGCCAAUAAAAGUUUUCUCAUGUUUUAUGCGUGUUCUAGAUUCAGUAGCAAUAUAUAUAUAUGGCCAUGGUUUGAAGCUAGUAACCACAAUGCGUAGGUUUAGAUCGUAUCUCCUCAUAGUGGAGAAAUGAGUGAAGAUAAGACGGUUGAAAUGAGCGAAGAAGAGAUAGAGAAUGCUUAGAUGAACGGUUUCUUUAGAGUCUCAUCAGAUCAAACUUGUGUUCAUUUUGCUUGCAGCAUAUGAAGGAAGAGCUCAAGACGUUGGCUUAUUAGGUUUGAGUAGAGAAUGCUGCGAACAAAAAAAAAAAACUGAAAAUGAGAAGAUUUUUUGAGUAAUUAAAAUUUGUUUUGGAUUCGGUUUAGUCUAUACAGAAUCUGAUCCGGUCAAUUCGGUUCAGAACCAGAUCUAGUUGCUGAAAGGUUGUUUCCGGUUUAUUCGACUCUCAUAUAGUAAUAUAAAGGCAAAAUAAUCUAAACCGGAAAGGUGUACCGAAAUGGUUAGGAGGGAUAAGUGAAGAUUGAAGACAAGAUUGAUGUUGGUUAAGAAAGUGUCGUCUUCUUUGUUCCGCUGCAGCAGAGUAGGGUUGAGAAGCGGAUAGUGCGGCAUUCCUUCUUCUUCGUAGAGUAAGGAAAAUGGGGGCUUCGCUUCCUACUAAAGAGGCUAACCUCUUCAAGCUCAUCGUCGCUAUUGCCAGACUCUGGUGACCUUGAUCGCAGCUUCAUAUAUAAGCUUAUUGCCCCUUUUCGUCUCCCAAUUGCUCGGCAAACUAAAAUCUUAUGAGACUAAGCAGUACAAGAAAGGACUCAAGGCUGCUGAUGCCAUCUUAAAAAAGUUUCCUUCUCAUGGCGAGACUUUAUCGAUGAAAGGACUGACUCUAAAUUGUAUGGACCGCAAAACUGAAGCAUAUGAGCUUGUUCGGCUUGGAGUCAAGAAUGACAUCAAAAGCCAUGUUUGCUGGCAUGUACUUGGUCUCCUAUACCGUUCAGACAUCGAGUAUAGAGAGGCCAUCAAGUGCUACCGAAAUGCUCUUAGAAUAGAUCCUGAUAACCUUGAAAUACUCAGAGACCUCUCACUCUUGCAGGCACAAAUGCGGGACUUAUCUGGUUUUGUUGAGACCAGGCAGCAGCUUUUGACUUUGAAGCCUAAUCAUCGAAUGAACUGGAUUGGCUUUGCAGUCUCCCAGCAUUUAAACUCAAAUGCUUCUAAAGCUGUUGAAAUUUUGGAAGCGUUUGAAGGCACCCUAGAGGAUGAUUAUCCUCCUGAGAACGAGCUAUGUGAACACACCGAAAUGAUCCUAUACAAGGUUUCCUUACUUGAGGAGAGCGGUGCGUUUGACAAAGCUCUUGAGGAGUUGCACAAAAAAGAGUCGAAAAUAGUUGAUAAGUUGUCUUACAAAGAACAAGAGGUAUCUCUCUUGUCGAAGCUUGGUCGUCUAGAAGAAGCCAAGAAACUCUACAGGGUGUUGCUUUCCAUGAACCCCGACAAUUAUAGAUAUUACGAAGGCCUCCAGAAAUGUCUUGAAUUGUAUUCAGAAAAUGGUCAAUAUUCGUCUGAUCAAAUUGAGAAGUUAAAUGCAUUGUACCAGUCUCUAAGUGAGCAGUACACUCGCUCAUCCGCUGUUAAGAGGAUACCAUUGGAUUUUCUGCAAGAUGAAAGUUUUAAGGAGGCUGUAGGAAAGUACAUCAAACCUCUGUUGACAAAGGGUGUUCCUUCAUUAUUUUCUGAUCUCUCUUCUCUAUAUGAUCACCCUCGCAAGCCUGAUAUAUUGGAGCAACUACUUAUUGAGAUGGAAAAUUCGAUUAAAACUACUAGAAGUUACCCAGGAAGUGAUGUGAAAGAACCCCCAUCAACUCUAUUGUGGAUAUUGUUUUUCUUGGCUCAGCAUUAUGACAAGCGUGGUCAGUAUGAUGUUGCCCUUGGUAAAAUUGACGAGGCUAUUGCUCAUACGCCGACAGUGAUUGACCUAUACUCCGUUAAGAGCCGAAUAAUGAAACAUGCAGGAGAUCUGACUGCCGCUGCCGCACUUGCUGAUGAAGCUAGAUGCAUGGACCUAGCAGAUCGCUAUAUAAACAGUGAAUGUGUUAAGCGUAUGCUGCAAGCAGAUCAGGUGACCUUGGCUGAGAAAACUGCUGUUUUGUUCACAAAAGAGGGGGAUCAGAUCAACAAUCUUCAUGACAUGCAGUGCAUGUGGUAUGACCUUGCAUCUGGGGAUAGCUACUACCGUCAGGGUGAUCUUGGACGUGCUCUUAAGAAGUUUUUGGCUGUGGAGAAGCACUAUUCCGACAUUCAUGAAGAUCAAUUUGAUUUCCACUCGUACUGCUUAAGAAAGAUGACUUUGCGUUCAUAUGUUGACAUGCUUAAGUUCCAAGACCGAUUGCACUCAUUCCCAUAUUUCCACAAAGCAGCAGUCAAAGCUAUCAGGUGCUACCUGAAGUUGCAUGAUUCUCCGAAAUCAACUGCCGAAGAAGAUGAAAUGUCCAAGUUGGCUCCUGCUCAGAAGAAGAAAAUCAAGAAGCAGAAAAAGGCAGAAGCCCGAGCAAAGAAAGAAGCUGAGGGUAAGAGUGAAGAAUCAACUGCCAGUGUUGUCUCCAAGUCUGGCAAACGAAAUGUGAAACCUGUAGAUCCAGAUCCUCAUGGGGAAAAGUUAAUUCAGGUGGAAGAGCCAAUGGCAGAGGCUUCAAAGUACUUGAGACUUCUCCAGAAGCAUUCAUCUAAUUCUUUGGAGACUCAUCUACUUUCUUUUGAGGUUAAUAUGAGAAAACAGAAAUUUCUGCUUGCAUUCCAGGCUGUCAAGCAAUUGCUUAAACUGGACGCGGAGAACCCUGAUUCACAUCGUUCACUGAUUAAAUUCUCUCUCAAGACAGGAUCGACAAGUGCUCCAACGACUGAAGCUGAGAAACUUCGUUGGAGUGUCCUUGAGGCUGAGCGCCCAUCAAUCAGUCAAUUGCAAAAUAAAUCACUAGUGGAGGCAAACAAAGAGUUUCUUGCUAGACACGAAGUUUCUUUGGUGCACAGAGCUGCGUACGCAGAAAUGUUGUACCGUUUAGAUCCAAGCAAGAAAACCGAGUCUAUCAAAGUAAUUGAAGACUCAACCAAAAAAGUGGUUCAACCGAACGGAGCUCUAGGACUAGCAAGAGAGUGGAAACUCAAAGACUGUAUAGCAGUUCAUAAGCUUCUAGACACAGUUCUUCUUGACUCGGAAGCUGCCUCCAGAUGGAAAACACGGUGCGCAGAGUAUUUUCCCUGUUCAACUUACUUUGAAGGCAAGCACAGCUCUAUGAUACCUGAUUCAGUGUACAACUCGUCUCGCAAGAGCAAUGAGAAUGGCGACACACCAAGCCAUCCAAUGGGUCAGACUGAAUUCAGCGAUGGACAACUUGAAGCUAUUAAGAGCCUCUCGGUCUCUACCUGAAGCUCUUUUUUUUUUAAUUAAUAAGAGGCAAACCUACCCGGGAGAUAAUUAUACAAAAGAUAGAUAGCCUUGUAGACCUGGAUCAAACUUGAGAUUUAGUGAAUCUCUCGCAGAGGUGUGGAUCAAAAGAUGAUUGGAGUUGUAACAGUGCCAAAUGUGUAUAAUUGUUUUUCUAUAUAAGGAUGGGUUUCUCAA